AAGGAAGAGAGUAGAAAAGUGAUCAUCCAUGCGAGCUCACUAAAAUAUGUGAGCUCACCAAGAUUACAAGCUCAUCAAAUGUGCAAAUUCAUCAAGAUUAGCGAAUCCUCUGAGUAUGGCGAGCUAUUCCAAAUAAACACAUGCUAUCACAAAGUGACGAGCUCCUUAAUUUGAAAGUGUGAAACAAUCGGAAUUUAAGAGCUUAUGUGGAAGUUUUGUUUAAUAUAUAUUCUUAUUAGUAUUUAUUAGUAUAAUAUAUUUAAUAUUUAAUAGCAAAAAAUCUUAGUCGGCGUGAAAAGAGUGAAUUCAAUAAAAGCUUUUAACAGAGGAGUUUGUACCUCUUCUCCGCAGGUUUCCUUUCUUGUCGUUGUAGUCUCAACAAACCCCUUCCAAAACCCUCGUAACAUUUUCGUGAACCGUCUAAUCACUUCGCUGCCUCCACUAAUGGCGACCCAAGCCCUCUCUCGCGCUCUCCUCUCGAAACCCAAAGCCGUAUCUUCCUUCCUCUUCCCCUCCUCCCGCUCUUUCUCUUCCUUUUCCUCCUCCUCCUCCGCCGCUUCCUCCACCAAAACUCUUAUCACCCCAUCGCCAACCCCUUCUCUCUCCUUACUCCGUCGCCUUCGUGCCCCGCCUUGCUACUCACUCCUUCGUGACUCACUUUCCCCAGCUGUUAAAUCGUUCUCCACUCGAGCAGCCAGGUCCUCCCUCAAUGACCCCAAUCCUAACUACUCGAACCGGCCCCCAAAAGAGACCAUCUUGCUCGACGGAUGUGAUUUUGAGCAUUGGCUUGUUGUGGUGGAGCCGCCUAAAGAGGAUGCUACUAGGGAUGAUAUUAUUGAUAGUUAUAUCAAAACCCUAGCUCAAGUAGUGGGCAGUGAGGACGAAGCAAGAAUGAAGAUAUACUCAGUUUCAACCAGACAUUACUAUGCAUUUGGUGCUUUGGUGUCUGAAGAGGUCUCAUAUAAGCUCAAAGAACUUCCUGGAGUUCGGUGGGUUCUUCCAGAUUCCUAUCUAGAUGUCAAGAACAAGGAUUAUGGAGGGGAACCUUUCAUUAAUGGGCAAGCUGUGCCUUAUGACCCAAAAUACCAUGAGGAAUGGGUGAGAAAUAAUGCUAGAGCAAAUGAGAGAAAUAGGCGCAAUGACAGGCCACGCAAUUAUGAUAGAUCAAGGAACUAUGAGCGGAGAAGGGAGAACAUGAAUACUAGAGAUAAUCAGACGCCUCCUCCAAAUCAGGGCAUGCAGAAUGUCGCUCCAAAUACUGCUGGAAUGCCUCCCCACAACAUGGGAGGGAUGCCUCCCCACAACAUGGGAGGGAUGCCUCCCCACAACAUGGGAGGGAUGCCUCCCAACAACAUGGGAGGGAUGCCUCCCAACAACAUGGGAGGGAUGCCACCCAACAACAUGGGAAGGAUGCCACCCAACAACAUGGGAGGAAUGACACCGAAUCAAGGAUGGUCCGGUAAGAUGCCUGGAAACGCUCCAAACUUCCAAACUGGCCCCAACUAUGGAAACGCUCCUGGAAAUGCGCAGAACUUCCAACCCGGUCCUGGUCCUGGUCCUAACUAUGGAAACGCUCCUGGAAAUGCACAGAACUUCCAACCUGGUCCUGGUCCUAACUAUGGAAACACACCUUACCAAGGUGCUACACCCAAUGCUCAAUAUCACCAGAAUAACUAUCCUCCAAAUGUUGGUGGAGGAAACAUGCCUGGUGGGAACUACCAAUCUUAAAUCUUUGUUCUAAGAUGAAUUCAGUUUCUCUUGUAGCUUUUAGGCAUUGUUGUAGAUAAAGAGAAUAUGCAUAGACUUAUGGUUAUUGGCUACUAAAGAAUUGCUAUUGAAUAUGUUGGGCAACUUAUAACAGAUUCUUUUGUUUGCAUCAUGUAGCACAAUAAAUUUUGUUGGAUGUUUAGCAGGUUGAUAAAA
Gossypium arboreum is the source of this 1923-nucleotide messenger RNA. RefSeq names its product multiple organellar RNA editing factor 8, chloroplastic/mitochondrial-like. Lineage: Eukaryota; Viridiplantae; Streptophyta; Magnoliopsida; Malvales; Malvaceae. Gene Ontology annotation, cellular component: mitochondrion. Gene Ontology annotation, biological process: cytidine to uridine editing; mitochondrial mRNA modification. The coding region runs from base 445 to 1728 and encodes 427 amino acids. The record is from RefSeq and is a predicted model, not a curated record. The transcript is spliced from 4 exons.